Messenger RNA from Elgaria multicarinata webbii, 4756 nucleotides. RefSeq names its product multiple EGF like domains 10 (gene MEGF10). Gene Ontology annotation, molecular function: Notch binding. Gene Ontology annotation, biological process: apoptotic cell clearance. The record is from RefSeq and is a predicted model, not a curated record. Bases 97 to 3492 code for a protein of 1131 amino acids. The transcript is spliced from 25 exons. NCBI's taxonomy places the organism in Eukaryota, Metazoa, Chordata, Lepidosauria, Squamata, Anguidae.
CCGAAGCUGCUCCACUUUUGUCCGCCCGAGCUGAGAGCGAAGGAGACGCCGCUUGUCGCGCCCGCAGCUCUGCUUAACAGGGGCUUUUCUGAUGAAAUGAUGGUUCUUUACUUGGACCAGUUUGUUCAUUUCCCACUCAUACUUUUGUACCAUUGGACGGUCGCAACUUUAUCCCUGAAUCUUGAGGAUCCAAAUGUGUGUAGCCACUGGGAGAGUUAUUCUGUUACAGUGCAAGAAUCCUAUCCUCAUCCCUUUGAUCAGAUUUACUACACCAGCUGUACAGACAUACUGAAUUGGUUUAAAUGCACACGACACAGAAUCAGUUACCGAACUGCCUACAGACAUGGAGAAAAAACUAUGUACAGACGGAAAUCACAGUGUUGUCCUGGGUUUUAUGAAAGCAGGGAAAUGUGUAUCCCUCACUGUGCUGAUAAAUGUAUCCAUGGCCGUUGUAUUGCUCCAAACACCUGUCAGUGUGAGCCUGGCUGGGGUGGACCCAACUGCUCCAGUGCAUGUGACAGUUACCAUUGGGGACCCCACUGCACUAGUCGCUGCCAAUGCAAAAAUGGAGCCUUGUGUAACCCCAUCACUGGAGCCUGCCACUGUGCUGCUGGAUUCAAGGGAUGGCGCUGUGAGGAACACUGUGACCAAGGAACAUAUGGAAAUGAUUGCCACCAGAAAUGCCAGUGUCAGAAUGGAGCCACUUGUGAUCAUGUGACUGGAGAAUGCAGAUGCCCUCCUGGAUACACUGGAGCAUUCUGUGAGGAUCUCUGUCCCCCUGGCAAGCAUGGUCCACAAUGUGAAGAAAGAUGUCCAUGCCAGAAUGGAGGAGUGUGUCAUCAUGUAACUGGGGAAUGUGCCUGUCCACCUGGAUGGAUGGGCACAGUCUGUGGUCAGCCUUGUCCUGAAGGACGCUAUGGAAAAAACUGCUCCCAAGAAUGUCAGUGCCACAAUGGAGGGACCUGUGACUUAGCAACAGGUCAAUGUCACUGCAGCCCAGGAUACAUAGGUGAACGGUGUCAGGACGAAUGUCCAGUAGGAACUUUCGGAGUAAAAUGUGCAGAGACCUGCCAAUGCAUGAAUGGUGGAAAGUGCUAUCACAUUAGUGGUGCAUGUCUUUGUGAGCCAGGAUUUACAGGAGAACACUGUGAAACAAGGCUGUGCAACGAAGGUGUCUACGGUAUCAAAUGUGACAAAAGAUGUCCCUGUCAUUUGCCAAAUACUCACAGCUGUCAUCCAAUGUCUGGAGAAUGCUCGUGCAAGCCCGGCUGGUCUGGACUCUACUGUAAUGAGACAUGUUCCCCAGGAUUCUAUGGUGAAUCUUGUCAACAGAUCUGCAGUUGCCAAAAUGGUGCUGAUUGUGAUAGCGUGACUGGAAAAUGCAUCUGUGCCCCAGGAUUUAAGGCUUCUGAUUGUUCUAUUGCUUGCCCACUUGGAACAUAUGGAGUAAAAUGUUCAUCUACAUGCAACUGCAAAAAUGAGGCCAACUGUUCCCCAGUGGAUGGUUCUUGUACCUGCAAAGCAGGUUGGCAUGGAGUGGACUGCUCUAUCAACUGCCCUAGUGGGACAUGGGGUCUUGGCUGUAAUUUAACGUGCCAGUGUCUUAAUGGAGGAGCUUGUAAUACUCUAGAUGGAACUUGCACCUGUGCUCCAGGAUGGAGAGGAGAAAAAUGUGAACACCCUUGUCAGGAUGGCACAUAUGGGUUGGAUUGUGCAGAACGCUGUGACUGCAGCCAUGCAGAUGGCUGUCACCCAACUACUGGCUACUGCCGCUGCCUCCCAGGAUGGUCAGGUAUGCGUUGUGAUAGCGUAUGUGCUGAAGGACACUGGGGUCCAAAUUGUUCAUUGUCCUGUUACUGUAAAAAUGGAGCAUCAUGUUCUCCAGAUGAAGGAAUUUGUGAAUGUGCACCUGGCUACAGAGGCACUACUUGCCAAAGAAUUUGCUCUCCGGGAUUUUAUGGUCAUCGCUGUAGUCAGGCAUGCCCCCAGUGUGUGCACAGCAGUGGUCCAUGCCACCAUGUGACUGGUCUGUGUGAUUGUUUACCUGGUUUCACAGGAGCUCUCUGCAAUGAAGUCUGUCCUAGUGGCAGAUUUGGGAAGAACUGUGCAGGAAUCUGCACAUGUACCAAUAAUGGAACUUGUAAUCCAAUUGACAGAUCUUGUCAAUGUUAUCCUGGCUGGAUUGGUAGUGACUGUUCUCAGCCUUGCCCUCCUUCACAAUGGGGCCCAAAUUGUAUCCAUACCUGCAAUUGCCAUAAUGGAGCUCGCUGCAGUGCCUAUGAUGGGGAGUGCAAAUGUACACCAGGGUGGACUGGUCUUUACUGUACACAAAGAUGCCCUUUGGGGUUUUAUGGAAAGGACUGUGCAUUAAUUUGCCAGUGUCAGAAUGGAGCUGACUGUGAUCACAUCUCAGGGCAAUGCACAUGCCGUACAGGAUUCAUGGGGAAACACUGCGAACAGAAGUGCCCCCCAGGUACAUAUGGGUAUGGCUGCCGGCAAAUAUGUGACUGUCUGAACAACUCAACUUGUGACCACAUCACUGGAACCUGUUAUUGCAGCCCUGGCUGGAAAGGAGCAAGAUGUGAUCAAGCUGGGGUAAUCAUAGUAGGAAAUUUGAACAGUUUAAGCCGUACUAGUGCUGCUAUCCCUGCUGAUUCUUACCAGAUUGGGGCCAUUGCCGGCAUCAUUAUUCUUGUCCUCGUUGUCCUCUUCCUGCUAGCACUAUUCAUCAUUUAUAGACAAAAACAAAAGGUGAAAGAAACAAAUAUGCCAGCAGUUACCUAUACACCUGCAAUGAGGGUCAUCAAUGCAGACUACACCAUUUCAGAAACCAUUCCUCACAGUAAUGGUGGAAAUGCUAAUAGUCACUACUUCUCCAACCCAAGCUAUCACACUCUAACACAAUGCUCAAACUCAGCAAAUGCCAACAACAUGGACAGAAUGACCCUAGCAAAGUCAAACACCAAUCAACUGUUUGUGAAUCUUAAGAAUGUGGAUCCUGGGAAGCGAGGCCCUGUCAUGGACUACACAGGAACAUUGCCUGCUGACUGGAAGCAUGGAGGCUACCUCAAUGAGCUUGGGGCUGUUGGAAUUGACAGAAGUUGUGUGGGCAAAUCUCUGAAAGAUCUAGUGAAAAAUUCUGAAUACAAUUUAAGUAACUGCUCCUUAAGUAGCUCUGAAAAUCCAUAUGCUACUAUUAAAGAUCCACCAGCACUCACACCAAAAAAUUCAGAAUGUGGAUAUGUCGAAAUGAAGUCACCAGCACGCAGGGACUCUGCCUAUGCAGAAAUUAGUAACUCUGCUUCAACCAACAAGAACGUGUAUGAAGUUGAGCCUACAGUCAGUGUUAUCCAAGGAGCAUUGAGUAACAAUGGACCUUUCAGCCAAGAUCUCUAUGAUCUACCAAAAAACAGCCACAUUCCUUGCCAUUAUGACCUGCUACCUGUUCGGGAUAGUCCUGCAUCUUCAGAGAAAGAAGAUAGUAGCGAAUGACACCAGACGAGCAUUCUGGAACACAGUUGAGCUCUUAUGUGGAGCUGGGAUCUAGUUAUCCUCUUUCUUCUAUUUGGGCCGUCUCCAUUCAGUAAACAUUUGCUGUACAUUAAUGAGGAGAAUUAAACUGUGGUUUUCAUACACUCAUGGCAGAUGGAUAGUUGCCAAGUUUGGAAGACACUGUCAGAUUUUCCAUUGCAAUUAUAUAUAUUUUUAGAGAAACAAAUGCCAAACACUUAUGCUGUAAUUUACUGGCUCAAUGGUAAGAGCUUGCAGAAUACUUCUUGUGCCAAGUGUAUUGCUGUUCCUCACAAAGGAUGACCAUUUUUUUCACUAGAUCAACUGGCAUAAUUGACACACAGCCAAGACUGUACAACCUACCAAAUACUCACUGAGCAAGUCAUUUGAAUUAUUUGUUACCUUGGUGGGGCAGGGGAGAGAAAGCAAUGAGUUAUUGCUUUUUCCUCAUGUCAUUAUAUACCCCCUUGGCCAAGACAUGUAAGGAGAUACAGUCUGCUAGAGCAUAACUAACUACGGUGCUGGAUUGACUUGGGAAAGACAAGACAAGAUAUCUACUCCAUUGCUGGUAAUGGGAAUACAAUACAGGAAUUGUUUUGAAUGCGAGAGAAGCCCUGGAUGAAUAUGCCUAAAGAGCCGUGUUGUGAAAUGGGAUUUGGCACUGGUUCUUGCCAAAUCCAUGGGCACUAUUGAGGCGCAUAGUUCGUAGUUCUGACUACAAUAUUUGCUAUAUGCAAGUAAUGAUUCAUAACAUAUCAAUAAUUGUUUCAUAAACAUGUAAGUAAAAUGGUUUAUUUUUGUCAAAAUGGAUUGAAUGAGUGGGUGAGAGAAGGAUAAAUAUAGUAUAUGUUGUACAUUUUAAGUGCAAGAAAAGGCUUACGUUUAUAAACAAGUAGCACUAUUAUUGUAAUAUGGAAUAAGAAUAGUACCGUGUUUGAUUUUUUAUUCACCUGAAAUCAACUGAUCAAUCUUUGUGCAGUAACAAUCUUUGUUAAACAGACACAAUUGAUUACAUUAAAUCAAUUCCUUUUAUAACUGAUUUAGGGAAAAUAUGCUUAAGCUGGUCUUUUGCAUUGCCAAUAAUCUGGCACAUGUACCCUACAUUUCAUUAACGUGUAUCUCUAUUUUAAAAUAAUGUAGAUAUGUUUUCUAGUGAUUUAGAAUAACAGUGCACAAAUAUUGUAUUUUAUGUCCCUUGUAUUUUUAUCAACUCCCUGCCUCCCAGUUUUGUCUGAUUUAGGAACAC